Messenger RNA from Astyanax mexicanus (Mexican tetra), 1010 nucleotides. RefSeq names its product WASH complex subunit 3 (gene washc3). The coding region runs from base 139 to 762 and encodes 207 amino acids. Gene Ontology annotation, biological process: actin filament polymerization; exocytosis. Gene Ontology annotation, cellular component: WASH complex. The transcript has 7 exons. NCBI's taxonomy places the organism in Eukaryota, Metazoa, Chordata, Actinopteri, Characiformes, Acestrorhamphidae. The record is from RefSeq and is a predicted model, not a curated record.
AAGUGUCGCGGGUCAUACUAAAGUCACAUGAGAGACUUGAGGAACGAUGGUUUCAGAAUACUGAACUGCAGAGCGGAAUUUAUACCGGCUUAAGAUCAUUUAUAUUAGCUUUAUAAAACAGUACAAGAUCAGAUUAAUAUGGACGAGGACGGGUUACCUAUAGUGGGCUCGGGAGUGGAUCUGACCAAGGUUCCUGCAAUUCAGCAAAGAAGAAUCGUCGCUUUCCUCAAUCAGUUUAUUGUUCACACGGUUCGGUUCCUCAACCGGUUCUCAUCUGUCUGUGAAGAGAAACUCUCAACAAUAUCAUUACGGAUUCAGCAGAUUGAAACAACACUCAGCAUUUUGGAAGCAAAGCUGUCUUCAAUUCCUGGCUUGGAGGAUGUGACGGUGGAUGGAGUAGGUCAGAGACCUUCUACAGAGACUAAUGGGCCAUCAGUGGGAUCCAGUAGUGCUGCAGCUUCAACUCUUCCUCCUUCUCCCCCUGAGGUUCCUACACAAGUUCAGGAAGACCCACAGGAGCAGAAAAAGGAGGCAGUGGCCGACAAUGUGAUGACUGUGGCCAAAGACCCACGAUAUGCCAGAUAUCUCAAAAUGGUGCAAGUGGGUGUCCCAGUCAUGGCAAUAAAAAACAAAAUGAUCCUUGAAGGAUUGGACCCCAAUCUUUUAGAUUCACCAGAUGCCCCUGUUCCAGACUCUGCAAAAAAGAUGACAGAAGAAAAGGAUGAUGACAGUUCCGGCAGUGAAUCAUCUUUCAGCGACUAACAUAGCCUGCUGCUGCUGCGGCUGCUGCUGGAGCCGGUUGUGAACUUUAUACUGUCAUUAACCCUGUUCAGCUCUGCACAAUGUGAAUGUGCUAACAGUACAUGCCUGUACUGUGGACAGAUAAGGAAAUGUCUGUUGGACUAAGUGUGUGCUACUAAUAGCAUAUGGGUGGCUUAAAUGUGCCUUAGAUGUGGCAGAGGCAGACUUAUGGAGGAAAGAAAAUCUUAUAAAAUGCUUAAAAAAAACAC